AUGUCACAGAAGGUAGGACAUACCGGGCUGGCAUUUGCCCGACUUUGGCACCAUGUUGACGUGGCACAAGAGAAAAGAACUCUGGGAAGACUGGCCAGUUCGAUAGCACUAACAUUGAUUGGAAAGCAUAAACCAGUGUACCAUCCAACACAAGACUGUGGGGACUAUGUGGUUGUCACAAACUGCCAGUAUUUGCGAGUUUCGGGCCAGAAAUUCGAUCAAAAACAGUACUGGUCGCACUCGCGGAAACCGGGCCAUCUGAAACUGAUAACUAUGAGGAAAAUGGCGGAAAACAAGGGUCACGGUGAAAUACUUAAAAAGGCGGUUAGUGGGAUGCUGCCUAAGAAUAAGCUCCGCAAACCGCGCCUGGAGAGACUCAAAGUGUUCAGUGGCAGCGAACACCCAUACCGUUCUAACGUCACAGCCUAUGUUGACCAACAACCCAAGAUCGCGAGAAAAAUGAAAGAUCAGCUAGCCAAAUAA
Messenger RNA from Lachancea meyersii CBS 8951, 483 nucleotides. Lineage: Eukaryota; Fungi; Ascomycota; Saccharomycetes; Saccharomycetales; Saccharomycetaceae. The record is from the annotation of a GenBank genome assembly.